Messenger RNA from Eremomyces bilateralis CBS 781.70, 849 nucleotides. RefSeq lists its product as uncharacterized. The coding region runs from base 172 to 621 and encodes 149 amino acids. The record is from RefSeq and is a predicted model, not a curated record. NCBI's taxonomy places the organism in Eukaryota, Fungi, Ascomycota, Dothideomycetes, Eremomycetales, Eremomycetaceae. The transcript has 4 exons.
UUUCACUGUACCUGUCAAUCAUUAUUCUUGAUACUGACCUGCCCUUUUUCUACCCCCUUGGUACAUUCUUUAAUCCUCCCUUUUCUCGAUUUCCCCGACUGAACAGCCACUCUCCUUCAACCAGGCCUAUAUCCCUUACCAAUCGAAUCUCCCGUCGAAUCUCCCGUCAAAAUGAAGUCCUUCAUUGUCGUUGCCCUUGUGGCCCUCGCCCAAUUCGCUGUGGCAACACCCCCGGCCUGCAUUCUUGCCGCCGCAAACACCCAGGACAACCCGGCCGACGUGGAAGGCAUCUGCAAGAAUAAAGCGAGCGAAAUUCAGGGAAACCUCGCGAGCAUUUGCGGAGGCCAGAACGACAACGCCCAGAGUGCCUUUGCGGCGAUCUGCAAGUCCGCGGGAGUUACAGUUUCGCCCUACGUCGCCUCUAGCAGUGGAACUUCCAACGGACCAUCCAGCGGACCAACCUCUACUGGCUCCCCAACCGGGUCGGAAUCUGCUAAUACUGGUGGCACUCCUACAGGUUCGGCAAACCCAUCCGACUCGACAGGUGCGGCGUCUCGGAGGGAGUUCGGAUCGUUCGCUGCGGUUGCGAUCGCCGCGGCCGGCUUGAUUAUUGCUGUUUAGAGCGGGAAUUGGACACUUCCAACGGGAUACCCAGUGGAGCAUACAUUAGAUUGCCAACUUCAAGAGGAGUCUGGCCGGGCGUCUUCGCAUCAUUCCACAGUGAGCAUUCUUGCUACACCUCAAGUGUUGGAUAAUUUGAUCGGUUAUAUGGAAAUCGGACUUUAAAAGGCAUCCUCAACUAAACUGUGUUCAACCAUAUUAGAGCAUAAUCAAUCAUCUGGAUUCUGG